Molecule: messenger RNA, 365 nt
Organism: Puccinia graminis f. sp. tritici CRL 75-36-700-3
Lineage: Eukaryota; Fungi; Basidiomycota; Pucciniomycetes; Pucciniales; Pucciniaceae
Exons: 2
Coding region: 1-273 (90 amino acids)
Source: RefSeq, a predicted model, not a curated record
AUGGCCGAUUGUGUACGGCCGGGCGCAGCCCUGAGUUCACCGGCGUCCAUGGAGCGGCAGCAUGCUACGCCGCGACGGCUGGGAUCGGCCGGCAGAGCCGCUGAGGCUGAAGUAGGUUUGCCCCUCAAUAGGCUGAAACCACUUCACUGCGGAGACGCAGUCUCACCCUCAGCCCUGGCCGGAGCGGCAGAAUCCUGGCUGGAUGGCACUCGCCCCCAAGCUAGUUCCUUCCAGCUACCGCUUCCUCGCCAAGCGACUCGCCCACCAUCCUAGUUCUCCUCCCCGCUCAUCCGGGAGAUUCCCCUUCCUUUUUCGCCUUUUUCGCAGUUCCAUCCAUAACCAAGUCCAUUCCAUAUCCAAAUCAA